This is a messenger RNA of Pundamilia nyererei, 1051 nucleotides long. RefSeq names its product chromosome unknown C11orf65 homolog (gene cunh11orf65). The coding region runs from base 87 to 956 and encodes 289 amino acids. Lineage: Eukaryota; Metazoa; Chordata; Actinopteri; Cichliformes; Cichlidae. The record is from RefSeq and is a predicted model, not a curated record. The transcript is spliced from 9 exons.
GCUACGUUGCCAAGUAACCUACUGAGAUAUUUUCAAAACAUCUGCUGCCAUCAGCUGAUAUGUUUAGAGAGUAAUUGGCAGCAGUCAUGAGCUUGCAGGAGGACGAGCCCCAACAAGGGACACUGCAGGAGGUGGCAGCCAGAAUAAUUCAGAAGACUUGGAGAGGAUAUAUGGCCAGUGAAGUCUUCAGGUAUUUCAAAGAGCUGAUUUUCUACUGCAAACAGCAGGAUCCAAAGACCAUCCUCAAAACUGUCAAUCCUCGAGAGGCCGAACUGCUGGAUGCUGCAGCUGGAGUGUUUAUCAGAUUUCGACUUGGAGGGAUCAACUUUCCUUCUCAUAUUUAUUACAAGAUCUUCACCCAUCGGCCCAUUACAGAUGUGUGUGCAGGCAGCCCAAAAGACUACACCAAGCAAAGUCGUAGGAAGCUUGUGGCCCAGAAGACCAACAAAGGCCCAGCUGUCGCAAAGGAUGACCAAUCAGGUUGGUACAAGCGCAUGGAGAACAAUAGUAACAAGGUGGUUUUGGCAUGUGAGCCUGCAGAGAUCGGUGCUAACAAAAAAAUAGACUUUCAUUACUCCAAGUUGCAGCGGAAGCAAGAUUUAGAGAGUUGGAGGAAAAGAAAGAAAAUUGAAUGGCUGAAGCAGAUGUAUAAAGAGGGUCAUCUGCAGGAUCAUGCAGAGCACAGACACAUGGCGGCCCUGGUGGAGAGUUCCGCCCAGGAAUUGAUGGAGACAGUUGAAAAGAAAGGAGAUGAUGAAAUACUGGAAUGGGAGCUGGAUGAGCUGCUGGCCUGGACCAACACUCUAAACUUCAAGGAGUAUAUGGAGGAAUGGAGACAUUUGGCCUGCAGUUACUCCUCUGAGCUGAGCAAAGUAUCUCCUACAGAUGGCCCUUCUCACCCACCCAGGUUAGAUCCACACGAGCUCGCUGAUGAAAACGCAGCAGAACAAACAUGAUUUAUGUUAAAACUGUGCAGUCUCGAAGUGGAGUGUGCCACACUGUUAUUGUCGCAGUAUUCACUUUAAUAAAGUCUGAAACUUGCAGUUGUUUA